This is a messenger RNA of Solanum pennellii, 744 nucleotides long. RefSeq lists its product as uncharacterized. The transcript is spliced from 7 exons. Bases 270 to 575 code for a protein of 101 amino acids. The record is from RefSeq and is a predicted model, not a curated record. NCBI's taxonomy places the organism in Eukaryota, Viridiplantae, Streptophyta, Magnoliopsida, Solanales, Solanaceae.
AUAAUGCAAAAUAUACAAACGUCUCAAAAUACGAAGUAUUUCUCUCACUUCUCACUUCUCUGCUAUUCCUCCGCGACUCCUCCUCGCUUCUCCGCUACUCCUCCUCCACUUCUUCACCAUUUCAAGAUACUGAAUUUGUGCCAAGAGAAGCAAUAGAUAGUUGCAAAAAGGUUUCGUUGCCACCACUUGAUGCCCCACAUCAGUUGCGGAAGCAUGAAUUGACUCCCUACCGAGAAGGUAGCAUCCAAAAGAAUACUCUUAUCAUUUGCAUGUCAGCAUCCAUUUGUUACAGGAGCAUCAGGAAGCACGCCCUUUUCUUCACACUUCCUUUAUGCUUCUCUGAGAGGAAAAGAAAGUGGAAAGAAGAGCUUGAUGAAGUGUUGCAUAGACGAGGUGGUCCUAAUGGAUUCAGCUUUGUUGUUUGGAAGGUGAACAAAUAUGUGGAAGAUGGUUUGAUGUAUGUUGCUCAAAACUUUGUUGCGACAUCACCAGCAUCAUACAGUAAAAGCAAGCUGAGGGAUCUGUGGUGCAGAAUAGUUGUUUUGAAAGUAACUUUCAUUUUGCUGGAAGUUUGAUUCGACAGUUUUUGUAGUGAUUUGAAGUUUCUUCUAAUAGUAAUGGUUGAAGUGAAAGAUAUGUUCCAAUUUAGUUUGUAAAACUAGUAGUACACUUUAUGAUACAUUUUUGUGUUUAUGAGGUAUUUUGUUAUUACUUAAUGCUAAUAAGCACUUUUAGGUUUGACUA